AUGGCAGCAUACCCACAACACCAUCACCUGAUUCGACUUCCUCCUCCACCACCACCGCCACAACAUUCGCAUUCUCAUUAUGCAUCGAGUUCAAGUGGAGGCAGCAGCUACAGUGGAGGAGGAAGCUCGUACAGCAAUGGAAGCAGCAGCAGCAGUGGCGGAGACAUGAGCACGAUGUAUCCCUACAAGAUGGAAAACAACAUUACGGCCUACAGCAGUCUCAUGUUUCUGGCCGUGGGAGUCUUGGUGGCCCGCAUAUUCAAUUUCUUUCGAUUGAAUUGCACCAAACUGGAAAAUUCCAAACGACAGGGCUAUCUAGGCGUUUCCAACGCCAAUCCAGUCCAACAUGCACCCUUUCGAGACAACCCAGCCGCUGCCCUGAGGAAUCGCAAAACUAACAAGCAACCACCGUCGCCCAAUCAUCCAGCCAUGCGGACUGUUCCAACCAAGGCCAUUAAUAUCGAAACGAUGCAACGUUUGCAAACCACGGGCAUUCGCAUGAUGGCUCAUGGGGUCCAUUGCGAUCCCCGCAAGGUAUGGUUGACCAUGGACAAUCAAUCCAUUAAUUGGCAAUCGGAAUUCCAACGGCAAGUUCCCGAUCUGAAGGGUACCCCCAAAAUGGUACCCGUCCGCGGCUCUUUGCAUCGAAUCAACUGGCCCAUGAUUGAAUACAUUGAUGUGGGCAAACGAACAGAUGCCCUGAAACAAGCGACUCAUGUGGCGGGGCAUUUGUGUUUUUCAUUAUUAACACAAGAGGGGAGUUUGGAUUUGCAAGCCAAUUCGCAACUGGAACGGGAUACUCUAGUGAGUUGCAUUGGAAUGAAAUUGGACGAACUGUUGGGUCAAGACUGGCGACAAUUGGCGCCCGUGGGUGGAUCGCCGUCUUCGGCGGCUGGGGUUUCGUCGGCGUCAGGAGCUGCAGCACCAGGCUUUUCCAAUUCGUCCUUUUCGAUUCACCAGCCAUUUCCGGAAUCGUUUGUGGAUGUGUAA
Cylindrotheca closterium is the source of this 990-nucleotide messenger RNA. NCBI's taxonomy places the organism in Eukaryota, Bacillariophyta, Bacillariophyceae, Bacillariales, Bacillariaceae. The record is from the annotation of a GenBank genome assembly.